AUGCUCGUAUCCCGCAUGCAAGGCCCGCACUUCCCGAAAGGCGACCAAGACGGAAAGCUAUCGAUUGUGGUCGACUCGCUUGACCCGAUCCUCGCUCUCUCGAAAUACCAGAGGACGAAGUCGGCCGCUCCUCGUCUUAGACUCUCGAAGAAGCUGCUGGCAAAGCAGCAAAGAAGUGACGAUGAAAGCGAGCCUGUCCGUGCGAUGUCUGCGAAGGAACGUGCCUUCUAUGCGAGCCCUUACUUGCGUAUGCUGUCGACUCCGCUGAGGCAAUGCUUUCUUACCAAACGCAUGCUACCCAGCGCGUUUCUUUUACGCUUCUAUCCGAUGCGUCUGCCCAAUCUUAGUUUUGGCAAGCCUGCUCAGCUUAUAGUUCCUGAUGGACUUGAGCAUCCUGAUUUCAAGCCUCGUAGGGCUGGCGCAGGAUACUACAUCGUGUUGAGAAAUGCUGCCCUUGAGCAGCUAUCUAAGAAAGGAGGGUACAAACGUCUCAGUAACAACGUGACCAUGCACUCCGAGUUUCCACGACAGAUCUCGCAUCUUUUAAGGCUGCGCGUGCUGCAAGAGAUACAUGUGCUUGCAGAACGUCUACGUUUCAGACGCGAAGGGGCAACAGAAUUUCCACUAAUUCGGCGGCUUACUCGCGCAGAAUACAAACAAGUGAGGUCGACCGGUAUCAUACCGUAUGAGAACGCUGUGGCCGUGCUAGUGGUUCCUCCAUUGAACAGGGAUCAACUAACCAAGAAAAGGCCGGAACCAUCAAUGUCCUCAGCGCCGCUGGAUCCACCAACCGUCGCAGAUUCGCCGCCGCAGUAUAGUCGACCUCUUCCGCCAUUGUCUGAGUUCCUCCGCACUGGGCCUGAGACAUUUGAAGAUGAUGACAGUCUCUCCUCCCUUAUCCCGCAAUCCAAGGUGCCCCUCUACAAUGGUCUUUCUCUUUUCCCUUCGCGGAACCAACGCGCCGCUUUGCACUCUGCGCUAUGCGACUUGUUAAAAAUCGAAUGGCAGCACAGGUUUCAAGAGAAUGCGCAGAAGGCGCGUGCGGCUCGGGUGAGCAUUCCACAUACGGGCACCCCGAGGAUCCCGCCAGAUGAACGAAAGAGAAAGACACCGUGGCCUCAUGGAGACGACAAGGGCAGCCACGCAUUCUUGCUUUGCUCUGACGAGAAGACGAUAAUGAGAGCAGACACGGUCCCUCUCGCGAUCGCACUCUGGAGGAUUCGGAUAUGGGAAGGCGCAGGAUGGGAGGGAGAUGCAGUUGGCGGUUGGGCAUCGUCCUGA
This is a messenger RNA of Laetiporus sulphureus 93-53, 1281 nucleotides long. RefSeq lists its product as uncharacterized. The transcript is spliced from 5 exons. NCBI's taxonomy places the organism in Eukaryota, Fungi, Basidiomycota, Agaricomycetes, Polyporales, Laetiporaceae. The record is from RefSeq and is a predicted model, not a curated record. Bases 1 to 1281 code for a protein of 426 amino acids.